Gekko japonicus is the source of this 3932-nucleotide messenger RNA. RefSeq names its product dual specificity tyrosine-(Y)-phosphorylation regulated kinase 2 (gene DYRK2). The transcript has 3 exons. Gene Ontology annotation, biological process: peptidyl-threonine phosphorylation; peptidyl-serine phosphorylation. Gene Ontology annotation, molecular function: protein serine/threonine kinase activity; protein serine/threonine/tyrosine kinase activity; ATP binding. NCBI's taxonomy places the organism in Eukaryota, Metazoa, Chordata, Lepidosauria, Squamata, Gekkonidae. The record is from RefSeq and is a predicted model, not a curated record. Bases 294 to 2096 code for a protein of 600 amino acids. Gene Ontology annotation, cellular component: nucleus.
GCGGCGGCGCUUUCGCUGCUGCUGCUGCCGCUGCCGCCGCCUCUCUUCCCGCUGGAGAAGGAAGCCGAGGGCCAGAGGACGAGGCUGGGGCGGGGGGCUGCGGCCGCCCGGCGGGCCCGGGCUUGGGGGGGACGGAUGCCGCCGCGGGGAGCGCGGCUGGGCGCUGCUGCUGCUGCGGGCAAGAGGACGGCGGCGGGCGCCAGCGUUCGGCGAGGCCAGGCCGGUGAAGCGGAGGAGGCGCCGCUCAGGAGGCGCCCUGAAAUGCGUUCCCCUCUCCCUCCCUUCCAGCGGCCAUGUUAACCACCAGGAAACCGUCUGCCGGCGUUGCUGGAGCUGGAGGGGCCGCUGGGGCCGCCGCUUCUGGCCCGGCUGGCAGCAGGGGAGGUGAAAGUGCUCGACAGCUACAGUCUUCCCCGGGGAUUGGGGCCGGGGGGUGCUCGCGGACAGGCGUUGGGACCGGCCCGCCGUCCCCAAUUGCUUUGCCGCCGCUCAAGUCCAGCAGUGCCGCCCACACGGGUGGUGGAAAUAAGCACACAAUGAACGAACACCUGCAUGUCGCCAGCCAUGGGUUUGAAGACAAUAGCAACAAAAGGACGGUUCUAACCACACAACCCAAUGGGCUUACAACAGUAGCAAAAUCAGGAUUGCCAGUGGUCCAAGACAGACAACUGGACAGUGCACACAGGCGGCAAGGGAGCUCCAGUUCUUUGAAGUCUACGGAAGGGACAGGGAAGGUGAAAGCCUCUGUUAUGACACCAGAGCAAGCCAUGAAGCAAUACAUGCAAAAGCUAACAGCCUUUGAGCAUCAUGAGAUUUUCAGUUAUUCUGAAAUAUAUUUUUGGGGUCCAAAUGCAAAGAAGAGACAAGGUGUAAUUGGUGGUCCAAACAACAGUGGGUAUGAUGAUGAUCAGGGAUCGUAUGUGCAAGUACCCCAUGAUCAUAUAUCAUACAGAUAUGAGGUCCUGAAGGUUAUAGGGAAAGGAAGUUUUGGGCAAGUGGUGAAGGCCUAUGAUCACAAGAUGCAUCAGCACAUUGCCCUGAAGAUGGUGAGAAAUGAGAAGCGCUUUCACCGCCAAGCUGCAGAAGAAAUCCGAAUUCUGGAGCACUUAAAAAAACAGGAUAAGGACAACAAUAUGAACGUUAUACACAUGCUGGAAAACUUCACAUUCCGCAACCAUAUCUGUAUGACAUUUGAGUUGCUGAGCAUGAACCUUUACGAGCUCAUUAAAAAAAACAAAUUUCAAGGCUUCAGCCUGCCGUUAGUUCGCAAAUUUGCCCAUUCAAUUUUGCAAUGCUUGGAUGCUUUGCACAAAAACAGAAUCAUUCACUGUGACCUUAAACCAGAGAACAUUCUGUUGAAGCAACAGGGUCGGAGUGGUAUUAAAGUUAUUGAUUUUGGCUCUAGCUGUUAUGAGCAUCAGCGUGUCUACACUUAUAUUCAGUCACGUUUUUACCGUGCUCCAGAAGUAAUCCUUGGUGCUCGCUAUGGGAUGCCCAUAGACAUGUGGAGCUUGGGCUGCAUUCUGGCAGAGCUCUUAACCGGUUAUCCUCUCUUACCAGGAGAAGAUGAAGGGGAUCAGCUGGCUUGUAUGAUAGAAUUAUUGGGCAUGCCUUCCCAGAAACUAUUAGAUUCAUCCAAAAGAGCAAAAAAUUUUGUGAGCUCUAAGGGUUAUCCCCGAUACUGUACCAUUACUACCUUGUCAGAUGGUUCUGUAGUGCUCAAUGGUGGUCGUUCCCGGCGGGGCAAAUUACGUGGCCCUCCAGAGAGUAGAGAGUGGGGGACUGCAUUAAAGGGAUGCGAUGAUCCCCUUUUCCUUGACUUCUUAAAACAGUGUUUAGAGUGGGAUCCUGCUCUGCGCAUGACACCAAGUCAGGCUUUACGGCAUCCCUGGCUAAGGAGACGUUUGCCAAAGCCUCCAACUGGGGAGAAGACGUCGGCAAAAAGAAUAACAGAAAGUGCUGGUGCUAUCACAUCAAUUUCUAAGUUACCUCCGACUUCAAACUCAGCAUCAAAACUGAGGACUAAUUUGGCACAAAUGACAGAUGCCAAUGGGAAUAUUCAGCAAAGGACAGUGUUGCCAAAACUUGUAAGCUGAGUUUGAAUAAUCCAAUGCUGAUUUUAAAUAGAGAGAGAUACUAUGUCACUGAGCCUUAUUCUCAUGAAAAAGUAGCUCAGAUUUCUAUUUUUAUUUGCUCAGUAACUUUAAAUGUUUGUAUUUUUUCAACACUCACUUUAAAUGUAUAAGAAAAAAUUGUUUUGAUUUUAUAAAAAACAUGGGGACAAUGCUUUAAGUUUUUAUACUUUUUUAAAAAAGAAAUGUUUUUCUUCUGAACAGUAGCUAGCCUUACUAUGGAACUAGUGUGGCACAAUAAUGGGUCAGUGGCAGGCCACUGGUUACAGCAUAACCACCAUGCAUUAUAACCUGAUAGGGGGAGUGUGUUUUCUCACCCCACCCCAUUGUUCAUAUUGGCAUUUCACUGGAGUGAACUUUCCAUACUUUUCUGUUUCUGGUUUUUCUUUUUCUUUUAGCAGUGGAUCCUAAUCUUGCAAACACUUCCCUACAUUCUUCUCUUUAUGAUAUAGAAAAUAUUCAGGGGGUAUGAGUGAGGUCUGCAUGACUGUUGGUAAAAUGUGCAUCAAUAUUCUGGCUCAUUAACCAAUUAAUACUUGCUAUUAAUAUUUAUUAUGAUGCUUUUAUUGUUUUGAAAAAUUGCAUCCAUAGAGAACUUCCAGGAAAUGCAGUAGGCACAUGCGCCCCUGUGCUUGCAUCAAACCCCACUCCACUGUUCCCUGUCAAGUGUCUAAACUUUUGAAAACUGCAGAUCUUAGGGUAGCCUAAUAUCACUCUGAUAUUCAACAGUUUCAGUGCCUGGCCCCAGUAUUAGCUUUUACUGAGUUUGUGUUGCCCAGUUAACUGGUAAGCUUGGAGUCUCAAGAAGCCUUGCUUGAACCUCCAUCCCUUUCUCCCUACCUUUAUCGAGGUGAGCUUUGAUACAGGUAGACAGCAUGGGUUGAUGUAUGCCCUCUGUGCUCUGCAAAUCCCAAUGCCAUGUCUGGUUGCGUUACUUAAAUUGCAUUCCUGUGCACAGUUACCAGGGAAUAAACAUGUUGAACAGAUUUGGGCUUACUUAGUAAACGUGCAUAGCAGUGCACUGUUUAAGAUUGAAAAGACUGUUGUAAAAGAUUCACAUUCUUCAGGAGCUGUGCACGAGUAUAAUAUAGAAUUUAUUGGAUUAUAUUCUUGGGCUGAAAAACAUGAGCCAGAACAACUGUGUUUAAUUCAGUUUUAUCUCCUUAAUUUAAAACCUAACUUGUGGGCUUUGUGAUUAAAUAUGAUAAGGGAUGGGAAAACUGCACUGGUUUGGUUCUAGUGCAGAAACAAUAAAGAUCUAUUAGAUUAUUCCCUGCUAGAUUAGUUCCCUUGCUAAACCUGCCUGUUUUGCUGGCUAGGCUUAAUUAGCAGAGGAAUCCUAAAGAGAAUUACACCAUCUAUGCCCACUGAAGUCAGCGGUCUCAGAAAGAUGUAACUCUGCUUAGGAUUGUACUGCUAGUCACUAACACCAGCUCCCCAGUCCUUGGCUCUGAACUCUUGAGCCUGGCAUAGAGGGAAGAUGAUUUCCAAACACACACAUUCAAGGCUGUUCUUCUACAAAUCUGCAGAAUUAAAUACCAGAAUCCAUGACUGGAAUCUCUUCUUUUAUUUCUACAGCAGCCCUAAAGGUGAUAAAUCCCCCCCCCCAAAAAAAAUUAUUUAACAUUCAUGCUGCAUUUAAAACAGACAAUGUAAUAAGUAAAGCAUAAGGAAGUGCAUUUCUGUAACAAUAGAUGAGCUAUUCUCUGAAGACAAAUUAUGAGAAACAAACCAUGGCCCCAUUCACACAGCAAAUUUGCCGCGGGAGAGCCACGUUUGGAUGGCGGAUUUUCCGGGCGC